UGACAACUUAAAUACUCUUAGCAAUCAUGUAUUCAAUUUUGUUUAUCAAUUACAUUGUCGUGAUCGUGUUGGCAUAUGCAACAAUUGAUUGCAAUGCCGCUCUUAUGGAUCAUCGAAUUGUCCAUGGUGAAAAUGCACGGAUUGAACAGUAUCCUUAUCAAGUGUAUAUUCUUAGAGUGAAAUCAGACUAUCAAUGUGGAGGAGCUCUCAUUUCCUCCAGUGUCGUCUUAACAGCUGCACAUUGUUAUCCACCAAACGAUCAACAAGGAACAGUUCGAGCGGGCUCAACUAAUAGAAAACAGGGUGGUCAAGUACGACAAAUAAAAAGAGGAAUUUUGCAUUCCCAAUAUAGUGGAGCAAAUUUGCAAAAUGAUAUUGCAGUAUUAUUCGUUGAUCGACCUUUUCAAUUGACGUCAAGUGUCAAGCCAAUUCGAUUACCUGUAGGAGAAAAUGAUAACCCUCGUGUAGGUGACAUUGGAGUUACUACAGGUUGGGGAUAUUUAGGAAGCAGCGAAAAUGUACCUCAUACAUUAAGACAAGUAAAAUUACCAGUAAUGGAUCAGAAAAUAUGCCAACAACAACAAAAUAAAUUUCUAAUAAUACCGAUUACAGCAAACAAAUUAUGCGCUGGGUACUUAUAUAAUGCUAAAGCUAUUUGCCAAGGUGAUUCUGGCGGACCAUAUGUUGUUAAUGGCGUAUUGCAUGGUAUUACAUCACAUAAUUCAGGACCGUCUAACUGUGGUAAAGCCGGGGUUCCUAGCGUUUUUACAAGAGUCUCAUCUUACCGAACAUGGAUUCGUAAUACAGUUCAAAUUUAAACUUAAAAAUUCCAGUUUCCUGUAUUACUAAAGUUGACGAAAUAAAUUUUUAAUAUAACUCGCAUUAAAAAUUAUGAUAAUUU
Messenger RNA from Chrysoperla carnea, 901 nucleotides. Its product is annotated as trypsin-3-like. The coding region runs from base 27 to 818 and encodes 263 amino acids. The record is from RefSeq and is a predicted model, not a curated record. NCBI's taxonomy places the organism in Eukaryota, Metazoa, Arthropoda, Insecta, Neuroptera, Chrysopidae. The transcript has 3 exons. Gene Ontology annotation, biological process: proteolysis. Gene Ontology annotation, molecular function: serine-type endopeptidase activity.